CAGACAGACAGCACAUAGGACAGGCCUGGACUGCCCUGGUGGUAACAGCUGACCACAGGCUGGCACAGGCGGGCAGGGCUGCCUGGGCACAGCUGUCCACCCGGAGAGCGGGGAGGAGUCUCUAGUGGGUCAGGGGUGGCGGUGUGAGGUCAACUGAGCCCUUUUGACCACAGGGAAGGGCUUGUCCCACACAGCAUUGGACAUAUUAGAGGGGGUUCGUUAUACCUUUGUCCUAAUAUGAUUUACUGAGGCACCGUGGUUCCGAGUGGCUCACUCUGAACUGCCUUCCCAGAACUAAACACCAGCCCCGCCCAGCUGUGGGAUUUUCCUCCUCCCUCUGCUGUUCUCAUGUUUCCUCUGCAGCUGGACAGGCUGGUAGGUGGCCCGUGAUGGGGCCGUGCUCUGAAGACCCCCACCUCCGCUGGGCCUCCUGGCUCCUGGGACUGGCAGAACUGGCAGGCGUCCUCCUGGGCGUCUGUGGCACUGGGCCCCUGAGUUCUGGAGGUGCGGAUUCCAGAGCCCACAUCUCUCUGAAGAGGGUCCAAGGAGGCUCCGUGUUAUUCCACGUGACUCGGGAGCUGGAAGGAGACUCAGAAGCUCAGCUGGAGCAGAUCGAGUGGCGCUUUGGCCCUGAGACCACCUACACAGUCCUGCUGCGAGUGGGCAGCGGUGGGGACCUGCCAACCUGGGUCGGCCUCCAGGACAAGUACAGGCACAGGGUCCAUGUGCCCAAUAUGAGGUCCCUGCUCAUUGAGAACCUGACCACUGAGGACAGUGGACAGUACCGGGCUCGAGGCAGCUUCACUGGAGGAAGGGGAUUUACCCAGGUGUUCCAGCUCACUGUCUACGAGCCAGUGCCCCUCCCCCAGAUCCUGGCCAAGUCACUGUCUGUCACAGCAGACUGGUGCAACGUCACCCUGGAGUGCAGAGCCGUGGGGGCCUCGGAGGACCUGAAUGUGACCUGGUGGCACAGUGACAUCCCCAGGAAGUGGCAGCAGACAGGAACCCUGGGACCAGGCCCCAGCGUCCUGCCCCUGGCUGUGCGCCUGCCCCUGGACCAGGCCAAUACCAACCUCACCUGUGCUGCCAGCAACCAGGAGGACCUAAAAACUGCCACCACCACCCUGAGGAACGUCUGUGCCCAAGGAAAAGAUUCACAGGAACACGACAGUGGUCGCCACAUGCUAGGCCUUGUAGUUGCUGUCCCGGCUGUGCUGCUGACUGUGGGAGUCGGGCUGUACCUUUGGAAGACACGUGGGAAGAAGAAAGAGGAGACGGAGACGGGAACAGGUGCGGGAUUGGAGGAGGGCCGUCGAGUCCAUGAGGAUGACAUCCACUAUAUAGAGCUGAGCCAGCAAGAGCCCAAGGAGGGCGGGGACAAGGGCGUCCGUGGACAACAUCUGGAAGGAAAGAGACCUGUCACUACUCUCUACAGUGAGGUCCACAGGCCAGGCCCGGCCAUGAAGGUCAAUUAAGGGGAAGAAACAGGAGAAGGCAGCACUCCCAGGCUACUUCCGUUCCCAGCAGGAUGCCUGCAGACACAUCCUCUCCCAGCUCUGCUCCAGCUCCAGCUGCCUGGUCAGCGUUACUCUGACCCUUGUGCCCUCAGCUCCCUGGUCACACAAGACCAAUGUCACAUGCGCCACUUUUUCUGCUGGUGAAAUGGGAUCUCUGGGGAUGUGGGCACCCCCACUGCCGGAUGGGCCAAGGUCACUGGGCGGCCACCACAGAAACACCACAGAGGUACAGAGACAUGGCUAGCAGGCGCUGCGUGCUUCCUGCAUCCUCUGGCCUCGGUCACCUCCCACUUCCUGGGUCCUCCAGUCAUGAGUCAUGUCGCCACUGCUCUGAUGGUUCUGCCACGUCCACGAGGUCAGUCCACCGCCUUCAGAUGUACUGAUGGAUGGCUCUCGGGGGUAGUCCUGGGCUGUGCACAGGAUUCUUUGUUGGGCUAUGGAUGUCCCAAUACUGACUGUGUCUUAACAGGGAGAGACAAAGGGAAAGACUCAGGCUGUCCCACUGCUGAUUCUGCUUUUCCUGUAAGAGGAAGGGCCUCCACCAAAGGAUGCUGAUUCCGGUGAGUAGGAGCAUGACACCAGCGUGUCCCUGACUCUGAACAGGCAGAACGUGUGCUAGGAGAGCAGCUCUAAACCGAAUCGCUGCCAGAUUUGAUCAGAAUGGUACACACUUCCCACCUUGGACCCCAGCACCUCCUGGCUGAGUUGGAUAGGCACAUUGAGGUUCCACGAGUUGGUCCCCUCGAGGAGAGGGCCAGAGCCAGGAUGGACGAUGAGGCUAUAUGACCCUUAAAAGUAUCCCAGAGAGGGCUGGCCAGGUGGUUCAGUUGGUUAAGAACUUGCUCAAGAGUGCGAGCUCUGAGCAACAGCCGUUCGAUGCCCGGCCCGAGCUGAGCUGCCACUGAGCUGCCAACAGGUGGCAGGAUGGCUCGGCUAAAACAAAAAAGGUGUCCCAGAGAGACGAGCUCUGCCCCCACCAUUAGCAAAAUGAGGGAGUGAGAUGUCACACAGGACAGACGCGCUUAGAGCCACAGUAACUGUUGUGCUGGGUCUUCUUUCCCACCUAUGGAGGGAAUUUGCAAGGAGCUAUGCAAAUUUUCUGAGAAGAUGUAAUGAGACGGACAACAUUUUCUUCUCCAAAAUCCCAAAGAGGCUGAGAAAGGCAGACUAGCAUGAGGAAAACAUGAGAUGAGCAACCAGAGUAGACACGUGGAUGCCCCCUCUGAGGUGGUCGUCAAUUUUCUGAAAUUGGCUUUGAAAGGACAGUGAGGGGACUGCCCACAAGAUGGCAGACGCUGUGCACUGUAAUCUUCUUAUGCUAACCUGCAGAGAUGCAGUGAGGUUAUUUAUGUUCAGUUCACCUCGCUCAUUUCAGGGAAUGCAAACAGGACAGGUGUGAAUCGUCACGGAACUUCCCCUGGCGUGGGGAGGCUGUGAGAACAGAGGCUAAAAAGUUAGUGAAGGGCCGGCCGAGUGGCGCGUUGGUUAAGAGCUGGCUUGGGAUGCCAGACCCCAAUUUGGAUCCCACAUAUG
Messenger RNA from Hipposideros armiger (great roundleaf bat), 3050 nucleotides. RefSeq names its product SLAM family member 5-like. NCBI's taxonomy places the organism in Eukaryota, Metazoa, Chordata, Mammalia, Chiroptera, Hipposideridae. Gene Ontology annotation, cellular component: membrane. The coding region runs from base 390 to 1475 and encodes 361 amino acids. The record is from RefSeq and is a predicted model, not a curated record. The transcript is spliced from 6 exons.